Durio zibethinus is the source of this 3423-nucleotide messenger RNA. Lineage: Eukaryota; Viridiplantae; Streptophyta; Magnoliopsida; Malvales; Malvaceae. The record is from RefSeq and is a predicted model, not a curated record.
CAACUCAUGUCAUCUUUCCUACUACCAUUCAAAGUCAUGCUCUUCCUCCUACUUGUCUUGCUUCACUCUUCCUCUCUUAUUGCUUCUUCAUCCUCCAUUGCUGCACUUACAAGAGUUAAAGAAGCGGAAACUCUUCUAAAAUGGAAAGCUAGCCUUGAUAACAACACCCAAACUUUGCUCUCUUCUUUGUGGGUUGGAGAUAGCCAUUGUAGCUGGGUUGGAAUUACCUGCGACAAGGCUGAAAGCAUCACCAAUCUAAGCCUUCCAGAUUAUGGGUUGAGAGGUACACUUCAUAGUCUUAACUUUCUUUUCUUCCCUAACCUGAUGAGGCUUAACCUUCGUAACAACUCACUGUAUGGGCCCAUUCCCUCACACAUUGGCAACCUUUCCAAGCUCACUUUCCUUAAAUUGUCAUACAAUAACUUUUCGGGGAAUAUUCCAUCCGAAAUUUGCUUAUUGAAAGGUCUUGAGUUGAUUUCCUUAGCAAGUAAUAAGAUCAGUGGUUCCAUUCCAUUAGAGAUAGGGAGGCUGAGUUCAGUUUCCAAGAUUUAUUUCUUUGAUAACUAUCUACGUGGUUCUAUCCCUACUUCCAUAGGAAACUUGACCAGCUUAUCUGUUCUACACCUCUAUCAAAAUAUGUUUUCUGGAUCGAUACCUCAAGAGAUAGGAAUGCUUAAAUCUCUCAUUGACUUGGAGUUGAGUCAAAAUAAUUUCUCUGGUUCAAUCCCUGCUUCCAUAGGAAACUUGACCAGUCUAUCCACCCUCUACCUUUAUCAAAAUAUGCUUUCUGGGUCGAUACCUCAAGAGAUAGGGAUGCUUAUAUCUCUCACUGACUUUGCGUUGAGUCAAAAUAAUUUCUUUGGUUCAAUCCCUGCUUCCAUAGGAAACUUGACCAGUCUAUCCACCCUCUACCUUUAUCAAAAUAUGUUUUCUGGGUCGAUACCUCAAGAGAUAGGGAUGCUUAAAUCUCUCACUGACUUGGAGUUGAGUCAAAAUAAUUUCUCUGGUUCAAUCCCUGCUUCCAUAGGAAACUUGACCAGUCUAUCCACCCUCUACCUUUAUCAAAAUAUGUUUUCUGGGUCGAUACCUCAAGAGAUAGGGAUGCUUAAAUCUCUCACUGACUUGGAGUUGAGUCAAAAUAAUUUCUUUGGUUCAAUCCCUGCUUCCAUAGGAAACUUGACCAGUCUAUCCACCCUCUACCUUUAUCAAAAUAUGUUUUCUGGGUCAAUACCUCAAGAGAUAGGGAUGCUUAAAUCUCUCACUGACUUGGAGUUGAGUCAAAAUAAUUUCUCUGGGCCAAUUCCUUCAACGCUUGGCAAUCUUACUCAUUUGCAAACAUUCCAAAUAUCGGACAACCAUUUCAGUGGUCCAUUACCCGAGAAUGUAUGCCACGGUGGACAACUCGAAUGGCUUGGGGCUAUGAACAACAAUUUGAGGGGUCCGAUCCCAUCAAGUUUAAGAAACUGCAAAAGCUUAUACAGAGUUAGGCUUGAAGGAAACCAGUUGACAGGAAAUAUUUCAGAAGCUUUCGGUAUAUAUCCUAAUUUGAAUUAUAUUGCAUUAAGCAACAACAAAUUUUAUGGUGAACUGUCGCCAAACUGGGGGCAAUGCCAUAAUUUAACAAGCCUACGAAUCUCCGAUAAUAACAUUUCUGGAAAGAUACCACCUGAGCUGAAGCAUGCAACUCAAUUACACGAACUCGAUGUCUCUUCAAAUCAUCUCAUUGGUGAGAUUCCCAAGGAAUUGGGAGCAUUGACAUUGAUGUACAAACUUUUGCUAAGUGGUAACCAACUUUCAGGCAAAAUUCCACCAGAGAUUGGAGUUCUUUCAAAUCUACAAUAUCUUAACUUGGCAUCAAACAAUUUGAAUGGACCGAUUCCUAAUCAACUUGGAGAGUGCUCAAAGUUAUUGGACCUGAAUUUGAGCAAGAAUAAACUUGGAGAAAGCAUUCCACUUUCAGUAAGCUACAUAAAUGGCCUUCAAAAUCUAGAUUUAAGUUCGAAUUUACUUAUUGGGGAGAUACCACAAGAGCUUGCAAAAUUACUUUCCUUGGAAAAAUUGGACCUUUCUCACAAUAUGCUCAAUGGUUCCAUCCCAACUUCUUUUAAUGAUUUGAAAAGCUUGACUGUUGUGAAUAUAUCUUACAAUCAAUUAGAAGGCCCUAUUCCUAACAUUAAGGCAUUUCAUGAGGCUUCAUUUGAUGCCUUAAGAAACAAUAAGGGACUAUGUGGUAAUGCCACUGGACUAAUGCCUUGUGCUGUCGCUGCUACUAGCAACGGUCAUAGAAAAAGCACCAAAGUCAUCAUUUUCAUUGUGCUUCCACUCUUUGGUAUUCUUCUUUUGCUCUUAAUCAUGGCUGGAAGUUUCCUUGUUCUUUGCCAAAAGAACCAAACCAGAAAAUCCGAGUCAAUCGAGGCACAACUUGGAGAUUUUUUCACAUUGUGGGGAUAUAAUGGAAGAAUACUCUAUGAGAACAUUAUUGAAGCCACUGAAGAUUUCGGCUCCAACAAUUGGAUUGGUUCAGGAGGCUAUGGAGCUGUUUAUAAAGCUUCGCUACCCAUUGGUGAGGUGGUUGCUGUGAAGAAACUUCACCAGUCUGAAGAUAGCAUGAUUUCCAAGAACUUGAAAGCCUUUGAAAGCGAGAUUCAUGCUUUAUCAGAAAUAAGGCACCGUAACAUUGUGACGUUGUAUGGCUUUUGUUCACAUCCAAAGAACUCAUCCUUGGUUUAUGAGUUUGUAGAAAGGGGAAGUUUGAGAAUGGUGUUAAGCAACAAGGACGAGGCAAUCGAGUUGGAUUGGGAGAAAAGGCUAAAUGUUGUAAAAGGAGUGGCCAAUGCCUUGUCUUAUAUGCAUCAUGACCAUAUACCACCUAAAAUUCAUCGAGACAUUUCCAGCAACAAUGUUCUUCUGGAUUUGGACUAUGAGGCUCAUGUCUCAGAUUUUGGCACAGCUAGGCUUUUAAAGCCUAACUCUUCCAAUUGGACCUCACUUGCUGGCACUUUCGGGUACAUAGCUCCAGAGUUGGCUUAUACAAUGAAAAUAGACGAGAGAUGUGAUGUUUACAGUUUUGGGGUGCUAAAUGAAAUACUUAUGGGGAGACAUCCUGGUGAUUUGAUUUCAUGUUUGUCAUUGUCAUCAACAUUAGCAUCGACAUCGACAUCAAUAUCAAUACCAAAUGACAAUCAAUUAAUUUUACUUAAAGAUGUGAUAGACCAACGUAUCUCACCACCAGUAAGGCAAGUUGCAAAGGAUGUUGUCUUUACUACAAAGCUAGCAUUUGCAUGCUUGAAUGGCAAUCCCCAACUUCGACCAACCAUGCGACAAAUUGCUCAAGCCCUUAACUGUCAAUCACUUCCAUUGCCCAAUCCUUUCUCAAUCAUAAAAUUAGGAGAAUUGUGGGAUCAUGAAGUCUACAGCGGCUAA